Molecule: messenger RNA, 1003 nt
Organism: Thlaspi arvense
Lineage: Eukaryota; Viridiplantae; Streptophyta; Magnoliopsida; Brassicales; Brassicaceae
Source: the annotation of a GenBank genome assembly
UAUGUAUCCACCACGUCGCGGCGGAUUACCUGCAAGAGGUUAUGUUGGUCGAGAGCCCCAUGCUCCCUUAAGGGCUGGUAAUUCAUGUGCACCUCCGGGAUUUCCGCUUCGUAGCAUCAACGAACUACUACAGGCACCUGCAAGACGUAACCAGCCCACUCUCCAUCCUGAGACUUUGGUCAAAUAUGACAUUAAAAGAGCUUUCACCAAUGAUUUUGAUGGCCCGUGGUGGAAUCUUGGUGAGGUUCCACAAGAGCAGCAAGACAAAUGGUGGUCUGAUUUUGUGACUAAACAACUUCGGAGGAUGAUCUCAAACAACAUCAGCAAGGGAAAGAGACUCAACAAAAAGCCCAGCUUUGUCUCUGUCACCAAUUGGAACUUGAUGUGGCAAUAUUGGGAUUCAGAUAAGGCAAUUCAUAUUAGCACUACAAAUUCAAAAAACCGUAAAUCUGACCGUGGUGGAGAUGGUAUGCAUCAACAUAUUUCUGGUUCAAAAUCAUACGCCAAGGUCAAGUAUGAUAUGAUGAUGGAGCUUGGUGAGGAACCAGCAAUCACCGACUUAGUGCGGAAGACACACAUGAAAAUUGAUAGCACUUUCGUAGACAAACGUGCAAAGAAGAUUGUCGAAGAAGUUGAGUCUAUUGUUGUUUCACACUUUCCCAUUAACGCCGAUGAUAAUGAGGCCGGUAGCCAAGGGUCCAACUCACCUAUUAUACCUCUAAUGCGAGAUGAAGCUUUUUAUUCGAUAGUCAAGGCAUACAAAGGAAGGUUUUUUAGACUUGGAACUGCACAGAUGGGGCAUUAUGAUCCUAUUGAUCCACCAACCGUUGUUCUUCCUCGACAAGCUCGUUAUGAGAGAGAUCUGAUCAAUCUGACUGGAGUUGUCAACCUUAUGAGCCAGCAGCUUAUAGCUUUGUGUGAAGUCAGGGGAGUCAAUAUGACAUCAGUAAUUGGGACCGAGCAGCCACCUGAAGCAGCAGCCCCACACCCAGGCAUCGCUAAC